This is a messenger RNA of Carcharodon carcharias (great white shark), 2555 nucleotides long. It is a transcript of the gene slc25a55a, whose product is annotated as solute carrier family 25 member 55a. The transcript is spliced from 11 exons. NCBI's taxonomy places the organism in Eukaryota, Metazoa, Chordata, Chondrichthyes, Lamniformes, Lamnidae. Gene Ontology annotation, biological process: aspartate transmembrane transport; malate-aspartate shuttle; L-glutamate transmembrane transport. Gene Ontology annotation, molecular function: L-aspartate transmembrane transporter activity; L-glutamate transmembrane transporter activity. Bases 486 to 1301 code for a protein of 271 amino acids. The record is from RefSeq and is a predicted model, not a curated record.
GUGAGUGCCGUAAACACCCUUUUGACAAGCGGCCGCCACCCUGUUCAAAGCCUAGUCACACAGCACAGUUCAACCGCUACCGAGAACCUGCUCAUACCCACCGGGCACCCAGAACACAACCCGAUCGAAUCCAGACUGCACUUCCCGGUAAUUGUUCAGCUGUGUUGUGUGAACUUCUCUAACCAUCUUGUUACUGCAAGCUUUGAAGAAUACUGCAAAUAUGUCCAACAACAAGAUCAGCCUCCCUGCUAAACUCAUCAAUGGCGGAGCUGCUGGAUUGAUUGGAGUAACUUGUGUUUUUCCGAUAGACCUGGCCAAGACCAGGCUGCAGAACCAAAGGAUGGGGCAACGUACCUACACCAGCAUGGUGGACUGUCUGAUUAAGACUGUGCGAUCUGAAGGAUAUUUUGGAAUGUACAGAGACGGUCGCCAAGGAUAUUGAGGGCUAGCCGAUCUGGCGAAGCCACGAUGGAUCAAAUCAUUAAAUGGUUUACAGUACCACUUACUAUUGUGCGGCUGUGAACCUGACGUUGGUAACACCUGAGAAAGCCAUUAAACUUGCUGCAAAUGACUUUUUCCGCCACUACUUGUCAAAAAAUGGUAAGGGCUUAAAUGUGUUCAAAGAGAUGCUGGCAGGUUGUGGGGCAGGAAUCUGUCAGGUUAUUAUCACUACUCCAAUGGAGAUGCUGAAAAUCCAGCUCCAGGAUGCUGGCAGAUUAGCUGCUCAGCAGAGAUUGAUAUUGCCUUCAAGCUCUUCUACUAAAGUUGUAGCCACCAACCCAGUUCUGAGUCGGGCAUACAAUGUUGGUCCUGUUGCUGUUACCAGACCAAUGUCUGCUACCCAGAUUGCCAAAGAUUUAUUCUGCUCCCAGGGAUUCAGAGGACUGUAUAAAGGAUUAGGAGCCACUAUACUGAGGGACGUUCCCUUCUCUGUUAUUUACUUCCCAUUGUUUGCCAAUCUGAACAAACUUGGACAAAAUUCGUUGGAUGAGAAAGCUUCUUUCCUCCAUUCAUUUUUAUCAGGAUGUGUUGCUGGUUCGGUUGCUGCUGUAACUGUCAACCCAUGUGAUGUGAUCAAAACCCGUUUUCAGUCACUACAUAGAGGAGCAAAUGAAGAAGCCUACAGUGGGAUUGUGGACUGUGCAAGGAAAAUCUGGGUCAAUGAGGGUCCUUCUGCAUUCUUGAGAGGAUCUGGUUGCCGAGCACUAGUCAUUGCACCACUCUUUGGCAUUGCACAAAUGACUUAUUUCGUAGGAGUUGGAGAGCUUGUCUUGGGAUUUUCACGGUUUGAAGUGUACUAAUUGUAUCCAUUCCUGAAGGACUGACUAAAUUAGCCUAUAUGCUGGAAAAUCCCAAACAAGGAACCAAGACACUGCGCAGCUACUGGAGGAUUCACUCGGUUUACCUUUAUUCAGAUUCCGGAGGUGGUUGUGAAUAUGGGAAUACUGUUUGGAGGAUCAAGAAUAUUGGUCAUCAGCCUCUUAGUUACUGAAUGAUUUGAGCUGGUUCUUUUGGUAAGAUUGUCUUGGAAAUGUAAAAGAAUGCUUAAACUAAAGGGGCCAAACUUGUAUUUCCCUCACCAGCUGCAUGCUUUUCUUAGCUUUGUGAAGAAUUGGAACAGAAAGUACACAUUUAACAAUUUUUUAAGGAAACAUUUUUAUACUUUAUAUAUUGGUCACGUUUUCCAAGCCACGUUUUCCAAGCCAAUCUUAAUUUUAAGGUUGGAGAUCCUUAAAAGCAAAACUGUUUUGGAGAUGCUUGGGGGAAAGUUACUCUAGAUAGUCACCAAAGUGGUUUCAUUUCAAAAAAGGAACAUCUGACUGGACUUUAAAGUUAAUAUGGUGGGAAUGGGGGAUAAAUUCAAGGAAUACAUUUUGCAUUGACUUGAAGGAAUAGUUUCUGGAAAACUGUUUCCAUCAUACAUUUUUUUUAAAUGCUUGUGCAAAACCACUCAUUCAGUUAAUUAGCUCUGAAGAAUUCAGUAUUUGGUUUGUUCCAUAUUUGGAUCUACCUGUAUGGAUGAGGAACUGUGCUCCCUGCACUUGAUCUAGAUGUUACACCCAAGAUGACCACUUUAAUGUGUUCACAUAUUUGUAAAGGGCACAUUACAGAAUAGCCAAGACGCUGACUAGUAGGCCCAACAUAGACCAUUUCAUUUUCACUGGUACUAUAGUAGCAAAAAAAAAAGCCUGUUCAGGUUAAAUAAUCAGUUUAAAAAACCAUGAGACAGGAUUCUCAACAAUUUAGGAUCUCACUGGAAACUGUCUUGACUGGAAUUCAUAACACUUGAGGAAAUGAUGUCUGACUUUUACAAUUAGAAAAGUAGGAUGUCACUGAUCCUGUCUGUUUUAUUGUUAUGUUGUAAAUGUCAUGAUACAAAUACCUCUGGUUAAUGUUUAAUGCCUUCUGUGCCAUAGAAUUGGUUUACAUGAAAUAUUUAAUAACUGAUAUUGGGUCAUGACAACAUUCUCAAAUAUUUGGAUUUAAGUAUUUAAAUAAACUGGUUUACAGAUUCAAACUAAGCAAUGACAAUAAAUCUAAAGUUUUAUAACCUU